Messenger RNA from Aegilops tauschii subsp. strangulata, 1142 nucleotides. Its product is annotated as soluble inorganic pyrophosphatase. Lineage: Eukaryota; Viridiplantae; Streptophyta; Magnoliopsida; Poales; Poaceae. Gene Ontology annotation, biological process: phosphate-containing compound metabolic process. Gene Ontology annotation, cellular component: cytoplasm. Gene Ontology annotation, molecular function: magnesium ion binding; inorganic diphosphate phosphatase activity. The record is from RefSeq and is a predicted model, not a curated record.
GCGUUCACCGCUCGUCCCCCCGCCCCCUGCCAACUGCUCUUCUCUCCCCUAUAUAUGCACGCCGGGCCGCGGACGUUUCGGCCAUCCCGUCCUCGGAGCCGCGCAACGAUCCAGCGCACGCAGCAGAUUAAGCGGCGACCUCCUUCGAUCGAAGAUGAGCCAGGACAAGGCCGCCGGCGAGAAGGCGGCGGCGGAGCCCAAGAGGCAGACGCCGCGGCUCAACGAGCGGAUCCUCUCCUCCCUCUCCCGGAGGUCCGUCGCCGCCCACCCGUGGCACGACCUCGAGAUCGGCCCCGGCGCUCCGGCGGUGUUCAACGUGGUGGUGGAGAUCACCAAGGGGAGCAAGGUCAAGUACGAGCUCGACAAGAAGACCGGGAUGAUCAAGGUUGACCGGAUCCUGUACUCGUCCGUGGUGUACCCUCACAACUACGGCUUCGUCCCACGCACCCUCUGCGAGGACAACGACCCCAUCGAUGUCCUCGUCCUCAUGCAGGAACCCGUCCUCCCCGGCACCUUCCUCCGGGCCAGGGCCAUCGGCCUCAUGCCUAUGAUCGAUCAGGGUGAGAAGGAUGACAAGAUCAUAGCCGUCUGCGCCGACGACCCCGAGUACCACAACCUCAACCAUCUCAGCGAGCUCUCUCCUCAUCGCCUCCAGGAGAUCCGCCGCUUCUUCGAAGAUUACAAGAAGAAUGAGAACAAGGAGGUGGCUGUCAACGACUUCCUCCCCGCCGAUGAUGCUCGUGCUGCCAUCCAGCACUCCAUGGAUCUGUACGCGGAAUACAUUAUGCACAGCCUAAGGCAGUAGAGUGUGUACUAUUACUAUUUUUCCUUUGCCCUUCCUACUAUGAUGGGAAGCAAAGAAGAUCCCCUCGGAACAUUUGGGAUCUGAUGAACAACCAAGCCAGUCUGCAUUUCUACAUUCUUGCAUUGUACUCCCUCUGUAAACUAAUAUAAGAGUGUUUAGAUCACUACUUUAGCUAUCUAAACGCUCUUAUAUUAGUUUACGGAGGGAGUAUUAGCCAUAUUUUCCCAUCACUGUGGUACUAUGUAUCUCAAGUUUGUAUUCGAGACCUUGUGGUUUGGCUCGUGUAUUAUCUUCAGUUCUUACUGAACGGACAAUAAUAUAACAAUUUUCACAUUGA